Messenger RNA from Penicillium canescens, 573 nucleotides. RefSeq lists its product as uncharacterized. Lineage: Eukaryota; Fungi; Ascomycota; Eurotiomycetes; Eurotiales; Aspergillaceae. The transcript is spliced from 3 exons. The record is from RefSeq and is a predicted model, not a curated record. Bases 1 to 573 code for a protein of 190 amino acids.
AUGCUCUUACUUUCUAUUAUUCGUCUCUUCGUAGCUUCAGCGGUGGUUUGCUCUGCACAACCGCUAGAAGCGCGACAAUCGACUAGUUCUUUCAAUCUAUAUGCCUACGGGGAAGGCAUCAGCGGACUGCCUGUGUUUUACAAAGAUGGUACUGCUCAAGUUGUGGAUUCGUCCAAAGUCGACACAUCUCCGAUGACCCAGGUCUACUUCACUUAUUCGGACAGUUCUUCGAGCACCUGGGUAGCACAUCCUCGUUCCACUGACACUACUACCAUCGUCAGCUCUGCCCCCUUCACGACCAACUUGAUAUACCUGGCCCAGGGGGAUACGGCUAAUCCGGUCAGCUUCACUGAAACAUCCGAGACUGCGCGGUCAGGGAAGCUCACCGACGUGUGGUCGCUGUACGGCAAUUAUGUCCUCGUCAGCGUAAGUGGAGCCAACUUCUACGCUAAAUCGACCGGUACGGACGGCUUGUACUCCCUGCUCUGGAGUACUUCGGCAGAAGCCAUGACAGACACUAUCCCGCUGACUUUACGGACUAUUGAGUCGGCGACGCAGUCUGUGUUGAGCUGA